Molecule: messenger RNA, 1600 nt
Organism: Pezoporus occidentalis (night parrot)
Lineage: Eukaryota; Metazoa; Chordata; Aves; Psittaciformes; Psittacidae
Product: cytosolic 5'-nucleotidase 1A-like
Exons: 6
Biological process (GO): nucleotide metabolic process; adenosine metabolic process
Cellular component (GO): cytoplasm; cytosol
Molecular function (GO): nucleotide binding; 5'-nucleotidase activity; magnesium ion binding
Source: RefSeq, a predicted model, not a curated record
AAGUCAAAGACGGCAGAUCCUGAAAGCACAGUCAUAAACACUGAUGUGAAACAGAAAGAUCUCAGUGAGGCACUCGUCAUUGCAGUGACCACCAGGGCCAUCUUCAGCCUGGAGGAGGAGCACAGGCUCUACCUAGAGAAGGGCAAGGAGGAGUACACAAGGCACCAGCAGGCCAACCAGGACAAGCCCCUGCCACCAGGCACAGCCUUUGCCUUCAUCCAGGCAGUGCAGCAUGUGAACAAGAAGAUCCUGGAGAGCAACCCAGCAGAGAAGGACCUCUUUGAUAUCCUGGUGCUCUCGAACAACAGCCCUGAGAGUGGUGUGCGCAUCAUCAACAGUGCCAAGCACUAUGGCCUGGAAAUCUCCAAGUUCUGCUUUGUCAGCAAUGAAGACUCUACACAAUGCCUGAAGUCCCAUGGGGUCAAGCUCUUUCUCUCAGCUGACAGGACAGAUGUCUGCAAUGCCCUCCAGAGAGGCGUCUCAGCAGCGCUCGUCUUCCAGCAGGAGGUGCAGGUCCCCAGCAUCCCGCUCUGUGUGGUGUUUGACGGGGAUGCCGUGCUCGUCUCCAACAAGACAGACCAGAUCUUCCAAGAGCAGGGGCUGGAAGAGGCAGUGCAGUAUGAGCAAGCAAUGGAGGAUGUGCCCAUGGGAGAGGGUCCCCUGAAGGCUUUUGCCAUGCACCUUGGGAAGAUGUGCAAGAAAUUCAGCCAGGAAAAAUUCCCCAUCCGCACCUACCUGGUGACUGCCCGCAGUGGCCGGGACAUGGGCAUCCGAGCCAUCAAGACACUGCAGGAAUGGAGUCUGGAAAUUGACGAGGCUUUCUUUAUGGACAGGGCUCCCAAGGGCCCUAUCCUUGCCCAGAUCCAGCCCAUUUUCUUUGACGAUGGGCUUCAUAACAUCCAGGGAGCUCAGAAUGUGGGUGUACCCUCUGCCUGGGUCCCCUCCUGCUGCUGAUGGGCUGCAGGCCAGCUGCCCUCCUUCCUAGCAGCACAGGGAACUGGGCCAAUUGAAGACACACCUUCUGGGAUGGAGAGGGGAGAAUUUCCUAACCUGCACCAAGCAAACCUCAGGGAAAGGGGCAAGAGCAUUGCAUGAGAGCAUGGACUACCAGGCAAGACUUGGUGCUCAUUUCUGCUCUUCAUAUGAGGUCCUUGAAGUCUUAGGAUAAAGCCAAAAGAUGCAACUACUCCACAAAGGAAGGACACUUUUACCGUGAGACUGAGAACUACCACCUACCUGCCCUGUAGGAUCUGGGGACCUUUCUGCAAAGAAAUAAAUGAACCUAUUGCCACACACAUGAGCUAAAAGAAGCAUAAAACCAAGCCAUAAAAACAUUAGCUUUGGGUGUGUUCAGAUGGUCUUAAAGAUUUAUUUCCAGGACCUCUGCCCAAAGGAAGCCUUCGAGACCCUACCUUCCCAGACGCGCUCAACUUGUUUUACUGAAGAAGCUGAUAAGCUAGUAAGUUCAGGCAGCUCCAGCCAAACUCAGCAGAGGGGAAAAGGCUCCAAAGCUCUAAAGGACCUAUAAGCUUUUUAGAAACGGGUGACCAGGUUGAAGAAAGCCCAGCUAUUCCCCCUUAUAAAAAAGAUUACAGCAUAA